Phymastichus coffea is the source of this 483-nucleotide messenger RNA. RefSeq names its product dynein regulatory complex protein 8-like. The record is from RefSeq and is a predicted model, not a curated record. Gene Ontology annotation, molecular function: calcium ion binding. The transcript is spliced from 4 exons. The coding region runs from base 1 to 483 and encodes 160 amino acids. Lineage: Eukaryota; Metazoa; Arthropoda; Insecta; Hymenoptera; Eulophidae.
AUGUCUGAACCAGAAGUGGAGGCGUCACAAUUACAAAAACGACUCAUUGAGGCUUUUGAUGUAUUUGAUAAUGCAAAAAGUCAUCAAGUCGAUGUCAGAGAACUUGGCACAAUCAUAAGAUCAGUUGGUUGUGUUAUUACUGAAACAGAGCUUCAAGAAAUUCAAGUAGAAGUUGAAGAUGUAGAAAAUAACUGCGUUCCUCAAGCCCGUUUUGUUGAAUAUAUGUGUAAGGCAAUUAGUGAACAAAAAUAUAAACCAGCUGAUCCAGAAGAUCUGUUACAAGCUUUUCAAGUCUUAGAUCCGGAAAAUCGAGGCUACAUUUUAAAAACCGAUUUAGAAAAGGCAAUGAUGGAAAUUGGCGAGCCAUUCUCAGAACAUGAAGUAAAUGAAAUGAUGUCUGUCGCUUGUGAUCCUCAGACAAACAAAGUUAAUUAUGAACUCUAUAUUAACUUAUUAAUUGUGAGUAUAAAUUUUAAAUAUUAA